UUCACUUUGAGACGGAGCAUCGAAGCAGCAGCAGCUAAAAUGUUCUGGUUCAAAAAGUUGUGGUGUUGUAGCGCCCUGUCUGACGACGAGGAGCCGCACAGACCCAAACCUGAGAAGAAGGAGAAGAAGAAGAAAUGGUGGCAGAGACGCAAAAAGAAGGAGAGGCAGAAGGAGAUGACCGUGGAGAAAAAUCAGAUGGUGGGAAAUGAGGAGAACGCAGGGAUGAUUACCCAGGUUCUGCAGGACCAAGGGCAGGAACCAGAGGUACAGGUGGUACAGAUGGAAGAAAGAAACCAGGUGGAGCCGAGCAUGGAGGAGAAGAACAUGGAGGAGAAGAACACAGAGAAGCAGAACCUGGUUAUAGAAGAGAUUGAAGCAGAUCCACUUCAGGCUGUUCUGGAGAAGAUCUUCAGGUCCUCUGAUGAAGUGGUGCAGCAACAGAACGUCCAGGAUGAACACAUUCUGAUUGCUCCCACAUUCAUAAUCCAACCUGAAGAGCAUGGGGGACUGAUAGAGACCACGGUAGAGAAUGAAGCCCCAGUGUCCCCGGUCUACAUGCUGAAAAUGAAAAGAACGAGCCGCUGGACCGUGCACCCUGUACUGGUGCUGCCAUCCUCAAAAUACAUCUCAUCAGCUCUGCUGUGUUCUGCAGCGCUGUGGCGUCCUUCAGAACGUCCUCGCUCCACAGGGAUCAUUCCUCCUGAUCAUCUGGAGAAAAUGAAAUGAAAAACCUCCGAAUGACAGAACGAUUAAAAAAUUAUUAAAAAAUAAA
Messenger RNA from Trichomycterus rosablanca, 772 nucleotides. RefSeq lists its product as uncharacterized. NCBI's taxonomy places the organism in Eukaryota, Metazoa, Chordata, Actinopteri, Siluriformes, Trichomycteridae. Bases 40 to 726 code for a protein of 228 amino acids. The transcript is spliced from 3 exons. The record is from RefSeq and is a predicted model, not a curated record.